AUGAAUCAAGUGUCGAACUUUGCUGUUGGCGUUGUUAACGUCUGUGCAUAUACCAUCAUGUUCGGUACAUUGUUUGUGAAAGGAACCUUGACGUUCAAAAAUAACAACGAGAUUCGCAUGACAUUGCAAGCUGCAGUGGUAUCACUAUUCGAGUUAAUUUUCUUUCUUUAUUGGGAGUACGGUCCUACAUCAGGACUUCCUGAGUUCUGGAGGCGCGUAUGUGACGGUUAUUCAAUACUUAUCUAUUUCGACGUACUCGUUCUACCUUACGUGAUACUAAACAAGUAA
Molecule: messenger RNA, 288 nt
Organism: Strongylus vulgaris
Lineage: Eukaryota; Metazoa; Nematoda; Chromadorea; Rhabditida; Strongylidae
Source: the annotation of a GenBank genome assembly